AUGAACCUCACGUUCCCUUUGCAGUGGAACAAACAGGUCGUGUACGACGAGCACGCACAAGACAAGGAAGGUUGGUCCCGGCGCAAGGUGGACUUGAACAUCUUCGCACUGGCCACGGGCUGUCGGUUACGGCACGGUUUCUUCGAUCCUGAUUCGAAUGCUGUACCCUAUUCCAAAGAGGUGGACCUUCAAUGGAGUGGGACAAAAAUGAACUACGAGCUCUCGAAGGAAGAUAAGAUAUGCAUAGCGAAGGCGUAUCCGUGA
This is a messenger RNA of Exophiala xenobiotica, 264 nucleotides long. RefSeq lists its product as uncharacterized. Lineage: Eukaryota; Fungi; Ascomycota; Eurotiomycetes; Chaetothyriales; Herpotrichiellaceae. The record is from RefSeq and is a predicted model, not a curated record. The coding region runs from base 1 to 264 and encodes 87 amino acids. The transcript has a single exon.